GCAUUAGCAACGUGCUACCCGUCUUUGCUACACGACAGCUCGGUUGCCGCAUCAUACCCGAGCGGCGAGCCUACCUCGCACCGAGAUUGAGAUUCGGGAUAGCAUCUAUGAGGACUGAUGGUCGACGCUAUGGGUGAUAUAUACACUGCUAUCCUCCCUCGCUCAUCGCACCUUCCUUGCAUAUGAACGCCUUCCUCCAUUCACAAUGCACCUUCCUCCACCCACAAUGGCCCCCAUGUCAGGGACAAGUAGCGCGAAUCGAGACCGUGCUGAUUCCAAGCCCUUGCCUGCAGUUUUGCUCAUUCCCGGAGCUUUCUCGACAAUCCCUAUUUAUGAUCCCAUAGUUACCGGCCUUCGAGCCCAUGGGUACGAAGUCUUCGCCUUCGACGUCCCCACAGCAUCCCGAAAGCCUGGCGAGCGCCCUAAUACCUUGUACGAAGAUGUUUCGUUCUUUUCCGGUAUCCUCACAACCCUCUGCGAUCUUGGCAAAGAUGUGGUGGUCGUUGGACAUUCGUACGCCGGUCUCAUUCUGACAGCAUGCGGUCGUGGCCUGACCACGAAGCGAGAGAGAAAUGGUUGCCGAACGGGCGUGCCAGGCGAAGGACGAGUGAUAGGGCUGGUGUAUCUUGCCGCAUAUGUUCCCAGGGUGGGACAAAGCAUGAUCAAUAUCAACGAAGAAAUGGAGUUGCAGUUCGACUCUGUUGAUGCGGAUGGACCAUUUCUAUACCAUUCCGACCUAGUCACCUCAGCUCGAACGACUUUCUCAGAUCUUCCGGAAGCAGACGCCAUGGCGAUCGCUGAGCAGUUUAGAUUUCAGUCAUACUUGUCGAUCACCAACGAAACAGAGCAUGCUGGGUACGUGGAUGUGGAUAAGGUUGUGUUCAUCAUUCCGGCUGAGGACAUUCCACUUCCUCCUAGAGUGCAGAAGAGGAUGGCUGAGACAGUGAGGAAAGCGAGACCGGGAGGUGAUGUUAGUGUCUAUGAGGUGAAGGCUGGGCAUGGAGCACCGUUUACGAGACCGGAUUUGGUUAUACCUCUUGUUGUGGAUGUGCUCAGGAAGGAGUUUUGAUGCGUGUUUGAGAUACAGCAGUCUUAAGCAGCCAACAAUGUCUUGGCGCUGAAUCUUCGCGUCGCGUAUGCCAUGUUUCGUGUUUUUUUCUAU
Molecule: messenger RNA, 1162 nt
Organism: Pseudocercospora fijiensis CIRAD86
Lineage: Eukaryota; Fungi; Ascomycota; Dothideomycetes; Mycosphaerellales; Mycosphaerellaceae
Exons: 3
Coding region: 206-1069 (287 amino acids)
Source: RefSeq, a predicted model, not a curated record